Molecule: messenger RNA, 567 nt
Organism: Thelazia callipaeda (thelaziosis nematode)
Lineage: Eukaryota; Metazoa; Nematoda; Chromadorea; Rhabditida; Thelaziidae
Source: the annotation of a GenBank genome assembly
AUGGAACAGGAAAAAUUAUCAUCAAAAAUCGAAAGUUUUCAAGCAGAAACUUUAGUAUUAAUGUCACUGACUUAUAUCACUUUGGUUAUUAUUAUUUUACGUAUUGCACUUACUCUUUUCCAAUUUAUGACCGAUAGAGAAAUUGAUCGAGCUAAAUUGGUGAGGAAACGAUGUCUACCACUUCAAGAAGUAAUAAUCGUAAAACCGAAGAAAAAAGAAGAAAAUUCUGAACAAAAUGGUGGUUGUUCACCAAAUUCAUGCAAACUUUUUAAUAAUUUGCCCUCAUUGGAUGAGGAUAUUGGAAAUGAUUUAUCUGUCAUGCAUAAAUAUAAUGGAAAUAAUUUAUCAAAUUUAUCAGUCAACAACAAUAAUUUUAUUUCAAAGUUUUGCAUAUUUGAAGAUGAAGCAUUCUGGGUGCAUUCUUUCCGGGAUACUGAACCAAGUCCUGAACAUCCAAACAUUCCAUAUACCUCAUCAUUUGGUAUGCGAAAAAUCGCAAAGAAUACAUACAUUGAGUCAGUAAUAAUUUAUUUAUAUUUGAAACCAAAAAAUUUGAUACUAAAUUAA